Molecule: messenger RNA, 471 nt
Organism: Eruca vesicaria subsp. sativa (arugula)
Lineage: Eukaryota; Viridiplantae; Streptophyta; Magnoliopsida; Brassicales; Brassicaceae
Source: the annotation of a GenBank genome assembly
AUGAUGAAUCCUUCUAACGACCAAUUGAGAGUUCACAAGUCUACGAGAAGGCUCUCUCCAUCAGAAGGGAUGGGAAACAAAGUCACCGUCUCGUUUGGUUCAACUAUUGAAGACAUCCAUGAAGAUCCUGUCACAGGAAUCAGAACAUGGAUCCAAACCAGUAACCCAACACACAACUCAACUUUUCUCAUCAGCUUCAGUAUCGAAAGCACAUGUCACAGUCACAUCGCUCAUCGUCUCUUCAGUAGCUUCAUGAACAUUCCUUCUUCAGACGGCGAUGUCUCAGCCAGGCCCGUCGGUACGGUCACUUGGAUAUGUGAUCUCUUAGCCCCACGCAUCGCUUCUGCUGCAAGUGAGUUAGGUUUUGGCACUAACGGUUUCGAAAUAGACUUGGUGUUGAUUCACGCAAGAGAAAGAGUCUCGGCUGGUUUGUCUCCUCUGUGCCAGGAGUUUUCUUCCUUGCAGUUAUGA